AUGUCUAAGAACAUUCCACGUCUGCACCUCCUCUUCUUCGAGGGGUUUAAUUACGGUCUCCGAUGGGAGACAAAGCCCAAGGAUGUCGCUCUUGAUGAUGGCGGUACGGUGAAGAAGUGUCACUUUCUCCUCCAGAAUCCCUACGCUUUUCACGUGGCUAAGGUCUUAUUCAAGGGCUUGAGGACGGCCAGACCACCUAUCGUUAGCAUCGCUCUGGCGGAUAUUUACGAUUUCGUCACCGAGAGAAUUCACCUCUGCCGAGAACUUGAGCCCCGAGAAUUUUUCACGAGAACCAAGAAUUGUUUCGAUUGGUCGCGAAAAUUCUCCGACGAGGCUUUCUACGCUAGAGCCCUCUUCCUCGACACUGCCGUGGUCUUUGCAGGGAUCAAGACUCCUAAACAGCCCUUGACCGACGCCUUCGAUCAUUUCAAGGACCUGUUUCUAGAAGCGUACCUAAUCGAGCACAGCAAAGUCCUACUCGAGGGAGUGAAGGUCUCCCCCGAGACUAUCGAGCAAGUUAACGACGAAGUCUCUGCCAACCUGGAAGUACACGAGAAAUACUUCCCAUGGGACCUCACUCACCCGGACGCAUUGGGAGACGGUCAAGACAAGCUCAUCCCCUGGAAGCAAGCCGACCAAAUGCCCGAGGAGGAAGUAGACUUCUCCGCCUUGCCGGACGAAGAGCUAUUUUUUUACGACACCAAGUGCAAGUCGAAGCGCAGUGAUGCGUUCCUGGGUGCGGGCCCAUCUAAGGCUUCCGUAGCCAGAAAGGGCAAGGAACCUGUCAAGGUAGGCGCUGUACGUGAGUACGACGCCUUCCGCGAUUACCGAGACCCGGCUGCUGAUGGCGAUAACGGCGGCGACGAGGGCGUUGCUGGACCCUCUGGCCCGGUAGGAGGAGAGGCGGGAGACGACGAGCCCGGAGAGGUGUCAAUGGGUGAUGCCUGGGUGGAGGACGAGGUCCUUCGCGUCAAGAAGCUGAAGAUCGCGGAAGAGAAAGAAGAAGAGGAAGAGGAGCUAUAA
Molecule: messenger RNA, 1023 nt
Organism: Hypoxylon trugodes
Lineage: Eukaryota; Fungi; Ascomycota; Sordariomycetes; Xylariales; Hypoxylaceae
Exons: 4
Coding region: 1-1023 (340 amino acids)
Source: RefSeq, a predicted model, not a curated record